AUGCGACCCAGCGAACCCAUUACCAUGGGGAACUACACCGAUCUCCCUCCCCACGAGAGACCAGGGUAUACCCAGUCCGCCUCGUUCGCCCAUCCUGCCACCACGGCAGCCAACUCGGCGGGCGUCGCGUAUGCGCAGCCGGGCAACGUCCAGUAUGCGCCGACCGCCCAAGGCUUUGCCUAUACCGCAACGUCGGCAUCCCACAACGCGCCGACGCGCACCCCGACGGCGACAGCGAAGACCAACGGCGCUUUUCAGUAUGCGAGUCCGCCCACGAAUAUCCAGUAUACCGCGAAACCUGUGGGCAGCAACAACCAGCCGCCAGUCGCCCCUCCAUCGCCAUCUCAGUAUGCGACCAUGCCACUGGCUCCUCAGCCGCCGCCGCCAGCCGACCAGUCCUUCUACCCGCCUCCUCCCAUGGGCAGCCACUCGCCGCGCCCUGAUCAUCACCGCGCUGCUUCCUACUCGGGGCCAAUGAGCACACACGACGGCCGCAAUGUAGUAGAGAUGCGUCCACAAGGUCACCUUGGCGCAGGCGACAGGCCGGAUGGGCUGCGCAUGGAUAGGCUGUCCGUCAGCGGGAACAGACCCGAUAUACAAACUAUCAUUCCAGGAGGCAUGCCUGGGGGAUUCCCCUCCGGACUACCGCCGCCGAGUCCUCUGCUCGAAGCAUACCAUGGAACGUAUCAGUCCAUCAGUCCUAUGCCUCAGGCGCUGAUGUUAGAUGACGAUCUUGACCAUCUGCCUCCUCUCGAUACUCUCUCCCCUCGUGAGUCUGGUCAUGGCCGCCGCCGCCGUGCUCAUUCCACCUCCUCGCGACGAACGCCCAGCCCUUCAAGGUCCUCCAGACAUACCGACAAGCUGGCAAUGGCCGCAUAUGGCCGCGACGAGCGCCUCCCCGAAAAGGAGAAACGGAAAGCGAGAAUAUACGAUGCCACUGAUGACGCUCUAGCCCUUGUCGACGCACUGGCGGCGCGAACGCCAGAUGUGGAGACUAUAUGCGAAAUCCUCCCAAUCCUCACACACGACCAGAUGCUCGAGUUGCGAGCCGAGUACAAGCGACACUGCAAAGUACAAGGCAGGGGUAUCAACAUCGCCAAACACAUCAAGUUGAAGACCAACGGUAAUUUUGGCAAAAUUGCCUACGUGACGGCCCUAGGCAAAUACGAAGGCGAGGGCUACUGGGCAAACUACUGGUACCAGUCCAACUCGGCGAAGAGAGAGCUCCUCAUCGAAUCGCUAAUGGGUCGACAAAACCACGAGAUCCGCGAGAUCAAAGAUUCAUUCAAAGACAAGCGCUACAGCGAUUCCCUCAUCCGAUGCAUGGACAAGGAGCUCAAAGCCGACAAGUUCCGUAAAGCUGUGCUGAUGGCACUGGAAGCCAAUCGGCAGGAAGAAAGCGAUGUGUGGCCGGUGGAAUAUCGCAAUCGCGAUGUCGAUACUCUAUACAAAGCCAUUCGAGCCAGGGAAGGUGGAGAAAGUGCCAUGCUCAGUAUUGUCAUCAUGCGGAGUGACGCACAUUUGCGCGAGGUGCUGAGGACAUAUGAGAGAAAGUACCAAGGCAACUUUGCGAGAGACGCUCUCAAGAAGAGCAACAACUUGGUUGGUGAAGUCAUUGCGCACAUUCUCAAUGGCGUCAUCAACCGUCCUGCAAGAGAUGCCAUGCUCCUCCACCACGCUCUCGUCGACCUCAUGGAGCCCGCAAACGACGGCCGCUCCUCCAACAGUCGUCUGUCCUCGCGCGAAGCAACAUCCAGCAAGCAUGAACGCCAACAACGAGUCGAACUACUCAUCUCGCGUCUUGUGAGAUUACAUUGGGACCGCCAGCAUCUUCUUAGAGUCAAGGCGGAGUACGAGGAGAAGUACGGCCGUAUCGUUGAGGAGGAUGUCGAAGAGGCUACUAGAGGAGACUUCCGAGAAUUUGCACUUGCUAUCUGCCAGACUGCGAGAUAG
This is a messenger RNA of Alternaria ethzedia, 1953 nucleotides long. RefSeq lists its product as uncharacterized. Gene Ontology annotation, cellular component: cytoplasm. Gene Ontology annotation, molecular function: calcium-dependent phospholipid binding; calcium ion binding. The record is from RefSeq and is a predicted model, not a curated record. The transcript is spliced from 4 exons. Bases 1 to 1953 code for a protein of 650 amino acids. Lineage: Eukaryota; Fungi; Ascomycota; Dothideomycetes; Pleosporales; Pleosporaceae.